CAGGGACAGACCGAGCCGAGCCAAACCGAGGCAGGCUGAGUGUAUGUGUGUGUGAGUGAGAGAAAGUGUGUGUGAUUUGGAUUAUUAUCGUUUUUUUUACCUGCGGAACCACCUGAGUUCAGCUCCGCCCCUUUCCGUUCAUGAGAAGAGAGGCGAGAAGAGAAGAAGAAGAAGAAGGAGGAGGAGGAGAAGAAGAAUCAGAGAGGCAACAGUAACAACAGCAGCGCGUGCUUGUGAGGAUUUAAUUCACUGGACUUUUUCUCUGCGCGGUUCCAGACAUGAUUCACUGAGUCGACUCAUCAUCACACCGGCAGCUCCUCCUCCACCUCCUCUCUCUGUCCACCAUGUCCCCCCCCUCUCCUCCCCUCCUCUUCUCCCUCCUCUCUCGGCUCCUUCUUCUCCUCUCCUCCUCCCCCCUCCUCUCCGCCCUGGCGGCUCCUCCCCCUCCCCCCUCCUUGUCGGGCAGGACAGUGUUCCGGGCGUUCGACACCUCCCUCACCCACCUCACGGUUCACCAGAGGACAGGGGAUGUGUUUGUCGGCGCCGUCAACCGAGUCCUGAAGCUGUCGUCCAACCUGACGGAGCUGAGGAGUCACAUGACCGGACCGGUGGAGGACAAUGCCAAGUGUUACCCUCCCCCGAGCGUCAGGGCCUGCGCUCACCGCCUGGAGUCUUCAGACAACGUGAACAAGCUCCUCCUGGUGGACUACCUGGGGAACCGGCUGGUGGCGUGCGGCUCCAUCUGGCAGGGAGUGUGUCAGUUCCUGCGUCUGGAGGAUCUCUUCAAACUCGGAGAACCUCACCAUCGCAAAGAACAUUACCUGUCCGGAGCCAGAGAGGCUGAUGGGAUGGCAGGUGUGGUUGUGGGUGAGGAUGACUGGACAUCUGACCCCAAGAAGAAGAAGCCGGCGAAGGGCGGCAGCCGCCUGUUCAUCGGUGCCGCCAUCGACGGGAAGUCGGAGUAUUUCCCGACACUGUCGAGCAGGAAGCUGGUGGCGGACGAGGAGAGCGUGAACAUGUUCUCGCUGGUCUACCAGGACGAGUUUGUCUCCUCGCAGAUCAAGAUCCCAUCGGACACGCUGUCGCUGUACCCGGCCUUCGACAUCUACUACGUCUACGGCUUCUCCAGCCGCACCUAUGUCUACUUCCUGACGCUGCAGCUGGACACGCAGCUGACACAGAUGGACGCCGGAGGCGAGAAGUUCUUCACCUCAAAAAUUGUCCGUAUGUGCUCCAAGGACACGGAGUUCUACUCGUACGUGGAGUUUCCUCUGGGCUGCACCAAGGAUGGCGUGGAGUACCGGCUGGUCCAGGCCGCGUACAAACACAAGCCAGGGCGUCGGCUGGCUCAGGCGCUCGGUCUGUCUGAGGACGACGACGUGCUGUUUGUCGUCUUCUCUCAGGGACAGAAGAAUCGCUCUAAUCCGCCCAGAGAGACCGUCCUCUGUCUCUUCACACUCUUUGAAAUCAACCUGGCCAUGAGAGAGAGGAUCCGCUCCUGUUACCGUGGAGAGGGACGACUCUCGUUACCAUGGUUACUCAACAAGGAGCUGCCCUGCAUCCACACGCCGAAGCAGAUCGGAGACGUGUUCUGUGGUCUGGUGCUGAACCAGCCGCUCGGAGGCCUCAGGGUCAUCGAGGGUCACCCGCUGUACGAGGACCGCACCGAGGGCAUGGGCGCUGUGGCAGCGUACACCUACGGAGAAUACACGGUGGUGUUUGUGGGAACCCGGAGUGGACAACUGAAGAAGAUCCGCGUGGAUGGGAUCCCACCCCCGACCCAGAAUGCUUUGCUGUAUGAGACGGUGACGGUGGUGGAGGGAAAACCUAUUCUCAGAGACAUGGUGUUCAGUCCUGAUUAUCAAUACAUCUACCUGCUGAGUGACAGACAGGUCACCAGACUUCCUGUAGAGACAUGUGAUCAGUACAGCAGCUGCUCAGGCUGUCUUGGAUCUGGAGACCCUCACUGUGGAUGGUGUGUCCUCUUCAAUAAGUGUUCCACACAGGAAGCCUGUGAGAAGUGGGAGGAGCCUCAGCACUUUAACACUCAGCUGGACCAGUGUGUCGACAUCAUUGUUACCCCGAGCAACAUGUCUGUCACCUCACCACCGACGCAGUUGACCAUACGGGUGCAGAAUGUUCCUGCUCUGACCGGCGGCGUCUCCUGCGUGUUUGAGGACCUGAGUGAAAGCAGCGCAGAGGUGAUGGAGGGCGGUCAGGUGGUGUGUGUGUCACCGUCACUGAGAGAGCUGCCCACACACACACACACACACUCCCCUGGUGGGCAGCGUGUGGUUCAGCUCAGUCUUCGAUCCACAGAAACAAAACAGAAAUUCAUCAGCACCAACUUCAUCUACUACAACUGCUCUGUGCUCGACUCGUGUACUUCCUGUGUGAGCAGUGUGUUCCCGUGUCACUGGUGUAAAUACCGUCACACCUGCACCAACAACCUGCAGGACUGUUCUUUCCAGGAGGGACGAGUGAGCAACAUGGAGGGUUGUCCUCAGAUCCUCCCAACCUCUGACAUCCUGGUUCCGGCUGGGAUGGUGCGUCCGAUCACGCUGCGAGCUCGUAAUCUGCCGCAGCCUCAGUCGGGUCAGAAGAAUUACGAGUGUGUGUUUAACAUCCAGGGCAAAGUUCAGAGGAUUCCUGCCGUCCGCUUCAACUCGUCCUGCAUUCAGUGUCAGAACACCUCGUACUGGUAUGAGGGCGAUGAAGUCGGUGACCUCCCUGUGGACUUUUCCAUCGUCUGGGACGGAGACUUCUUCAUCGACAAGCCUGCGUCCAUGAAAGCGUUGCUGUACAAGUGCGAGGCUCAGCGCUCCAGCUGCGGUCAGUGUCUCAAAGCGCCCGCUGCGUUCGAGUGCGGCUGGUGUACGGAAACCAGGAAGUGUCUCCUGCAGCAACAUUGCCCCGCCUCCGAAGACAACUGGAUGUACCACGGUCGACACAACCUGCGCUGUAGCCACCCACGCAUCACCAAGAUCGACCCACUGACGGGGCCUCGUGAGGGCGGGACCCGGGUGACCAUUGAGGGGGAGAACCUGGGUCUUCAGGUGAAGGAGAUCGCUCAUGUGCAGGUGGCCGGCGUCCGCUGUAAUCCCGUCCCCUCACAGUACAUCAGCGCUGAGAGGAUUGUGUGCGACAUGGCCGAAGCGCUCCUCCCUCACUCUCCCGGCGGUCCCGUCGAGCUCUGUAUCGGCGUCUGCAGCGCCGAGUAUCGGACUCUGUCCACGCAGACGUACUCUUUCGUGAGCCCCAUCUUCAGCCGCGUUUGGCCGGAGAAGGGUCCCGUCUCCGGGGGAACCAGGUUAAAGGUGACGGGCCGAUACCUGGACGCCGGCAGCAGCGUCAGCGUUUUCAUCGACAAGGAGGAGUGUUUGUUCGUCAAACGGACCAAUCGGGAAAUAAUCUGCAUAACUCCCGCCUCCCUGUCAGGCUCUGGACCCGCCCCCAUCCGUCUGAUGAUCGACAGAGCUGAGGUGACGAGUUUAGAGACCAAAUAUACUUACACUGAAGACCCGACGAUCAGCGGCAUCGAACCCAACUGGACCAUCCUGAAUGGUAGUACAGUGAUUACAGUAACAGGAACAAACCUGCAGACGAUUCAAGAACCCAAAGUCCGAGCAAAGUACGGAGGAGUGGAAACUAGCAAUUUGUGCUCCAUCGUCAAUGACAGCACCAUGACCUGUUUGGCUCCUGGACUGGUUUACAGUAAACCCCAUCCACCAGAGGGGGCGCUGCGCCCCGAUGAGUUUGGCUUCAUCUUUGACCAGGUGUCGGCACUGCUCAUCCUAAACUCCACCCCGUUCAUGCACUACCCCAACCCGACCUUUGACCCCCUGGGAAACUCUGGAAUCCUGGAGGUCAAACCGGGGUCACCCAUCAUCCUGAAGGGUAAGAACUUGGUCCCGCCCACCCCCGGUAACAACCGUCUGAACUACACAGUUCUGAUUGGAGAGUCUCCGUGUCAGCUGACAGUGUCAGAGAACCAGCUGCUCUGUGAUUCGCCGGAUUUGACAGGAGAGCAGCGAGUCAUGAUCCUGGUGGGCGGUCUGGAAUAUUCUCCGGGAACGCUGCACAUCUACUCGGACAGUGCGCUGACUCUUCCCGCCAUCAUUGGCAUCGGAGCGGGCGGCGGCGUCCUGCUCAUCGCCAUCAUCGCCGUACUGAUCGCCUACAAGAGGAAGACGCGUGACGCAGACCGCACUCUGAAGCGUCUGCAGCUGCAGAUGGACAACCUGGAGAGCCGGGUGGCGCUAGAGUGCAAGGAGGCAUUUGCCGAGCUUCAAACCGACAUCCAGGAACUGACCAAUGACAUGGACGGAGUCAAGAUUCCCUUCCUGGAAUAUCGGACCUACACCAUGAGAGUCAUGUUCCCGGGUAUCGAGGAGCACCCGGUGCUGAAGGAGCUGGACUCUCCAGCUAACGUGGAGAAGGCGCUGCGUCUCUUCAGUCAACUGCUCAACAACAAGAUGUUCCUGCUCACCUUCAUCCACACUCUGGAAGGUCAAAGGUCGUUCUCGAUGAGAGACAGAGGGAACGUGGCGUCGCUGCUGAUGGCCGCUCUACAGGGUCGUAUGGAAUACGCCACCGUGGUGUUGAAACAGCUGCUCGCCGACCUUAUCGAGAAGAACCUGGAGAACAGGAACCAUCCCAAACUGCUGCUGAGGAGGACAGAGUCGGUCGCUGAGAAGAUGUUAACAAACUGGUUCACAUUCCUGCUGCAUCGUUUCCUCAAGGAGUGUGCUGGUGAGCCUCUCUUCAUGCUGUACUGCGCCAUCAAGCAGCAGAUGGAGAAAGGACCGAUCGACGCCAUCACAGGAGAAGCUCGUUAUUCACUGAGUGAAGACAAACUGAUCAGACAACAGAUCGACUAUAAACAGCUGACACUGAUGUGUAUCCCUCCGGAGGGCGAGGCGGGAACGGAGGUCCCGGUGAAGGUUCUGAACUGUGACACAGUGACGCAGGUCAAAGACAAACUCCUGGACGCUGUUUACAAAGGAAUCCCCUUCUCACAGAGACCACAGGCCGACGACAUGGACCUGGAAUGGCGCCAGGGUCGUCUGACCCGGAUCAUCCUGCAGGACGAAGACGUGACCACAAAGAUCGAGAGUGACUGGAAGAGACUGAACACACUGGCUCACUACCAGGUAACAGACGGCUCUUUGGUGGCGUUGGUCCAGAAGCAGGUUUCUGCGUACAACAUCGCAAACUCUUUCACCUUCACCAGAUCCCUGAGCAGAUAUGAAUCGUUGCUUAGGACGUCCAGCAGUCCAGACAGUCUGAGGUCCAGAGCUCCGAUGAUCACACCAGACCAGGAGACAGGAACAAAACUUUGGCACCUGGUGAAGAACCACGAGCACAGUGAUCAGCGAGAAGGAGACCGAGGCAGCAAGAUGGUCUCUGAGAUCUACCUGACCAGACUGCUGGCCACCAAGGGUACACUGCAGAAGUUUGUGGACGACCUGUUUGAGACGGUGUUCAGCACCGCCCACCGCGGCUCUGCCCUUCCAUUGGCUAUCAAGUACAUGUUUGACUUCCUGGACGAGCAGGCGGACAAACGGCAGAUCAGCGACCCGGACGUGCGACACACGUGGAAGAGCAACUGUCUCCCUCUCAGGUUCUGGGUCAAUGUCAUUAAAAACCCUCAGUUUGUCUUCGACAUCCAUAAAAGCAGCAUCACUGAUGCGUGUCUGUCGGUCGUCGCUCAAACCUUCAUGGACUCGUGUUCUACGUCCGAGCACCGACUCGGAAAAGACUCUCCGUCCAACAAGCUGCUCUACGCUAAAGACAUCCCCAACUACAAGAGCUGGGUGGAAAGAUACUACAGGGACAUUUCAAAAAUGUCCAGCAUCAGUGAUCAGGACAUGGACGCUUACCUGGUGGAACAGUCCCGUCUCCAUGGCAAUGAGUUCAACACACUGAGCGCGCUCAGUGAGCUCUACUUCUACAUCAACAAGUACAAGGAGGAGAUUCUGACGGCGUUGGACCGGGACGGUUACUGUCGCAAACACAAACUGAGGCACAAACUGGAACAAGCCAUCAACCUGAUGUCUGGGAGCAGCUGAGAGGAGGAGGAGGAGGAGGAGGAGGAGCAGGAGCAGCAGAAGGAGGAGCAGGAGGAGGAAGAAGAUGAAAGGACUGAUGGAGAAGUUUUGGGCGGAGAAUUCAGGGCAUUUUGUUUUUCUGAACUGUUUGAACAGUCAGCUGAACUGAUUCAUGAUGGACUGAAGUGAUUGCCACAGUUCAAUCCCUCAGUCAUUUAUCUAUCAGUCGAUUGAUUGAUUGAUUGAUUGAUUGAUUGAUUGAUUGAGUGAUUUAGAGAGUUACUGACUGAGACCCCAACUACCUCUGUUUGUUGGUUUUUGGGGCAGGAACUUGUUUUUUUUGGAAACCUUUAUCACGUGAUUUCAACGUGGAGAAAAAACCCCAAACCUUGAUUCAUCUGUGGGUUUGAUUUGAAUCUGCUGGAGGGGUGGACAGGGAUCAGAGCUGUUGAAAAACCAGACUGAGACGGGAUGUCAGGACCAACUGACAGGACCCCAGGAUUCUCAGCCUGGUGUGGAACCUUCUGGAGACUUGGCUGCAGAGUCAAAGGUCGAGGGAACUUUACUGUCAAAGCUACAGAUGUCUCUAUAAGAACAUGGUCUGGUCUGGAAUGUGAAGAACCUGAGCUAAUGAUCGGAAAGGCGCAGCAAAACCACAACAAACGUGAGCUUACCUUAAAGAUGCGAUGAAUCUCAACUCAAGAGUUCCAAAGUUUGAGUCAUGCCAGAAGUUUCUUACCUCAAAAUUAUUCGUGUCUGGAACGAUCCAGAUUCAGCGUCAGAAGAUCAGGUGGAUCUUCAACGAAAGAAGAAUCUCACAUCGUCAGCUAGAAUAUCGGACUCUCCUCUGAACGUCUUUGUAAAGGAUUCAUCGGGAAGUUUUAAGCUUUCAUGAUGAAGGAGGCAGAUGAAUUACGUGGGAAUAGUUGACCUUGGAUUGUUUGGCCAAGCCUCAGCACGAUCUAACAUUUUCUACAACUCUCUCUGGACAAUCACUCUGUACCACAGCACACUGAGCCCGAUGCCUGCUGACCGACCAGUACCUGUGUCCAUACACCCGCCUCCUCCUCGUUCCCUUCCCUCCUCAUUAAUUCUCUUCACCUUUGACCCUGCUCAUUAUUGGUCAGUCGCGCUGGCCUCUGACUUCCUGUUGCUCAAGAAGUCAAUUAAGUAACGUACUGCCCGACCAAUCAAGACUGUGGAUCUCACCAGAGUUGUGAACAGAAAUACAUUCCAGCACAGACUCACAGGUCCAUGAAGACGCAGGUGGAGCUGCUCAUUUUUGGAAGUAAAGACCUCAGUCUUCAUUCUCCAGGACCAGGACCACCUGGAACCUGUGGUUUUGGACUCGCACCAGCUGGGGAACUUUGACUCGGGUUGGUGCAGUUUGUUAAACCCACAUAGAGCCAUGUUUUACAGCGCCAUGCUCGCCGAGCCCAGGGGGAAAUACUGUGCAGAGCUACAAGCCCAGUGCCAUGUAAAGACCGGAACAGACUCGUCAGAACUGGACCGGACUUGGACCAAACAACCCAGAAUAGAGUUUUAUCUGGACCGGACUCAAGAACUCUUUUAAGACUUGUAGCCAUAAUGUAAACAAGAAAAAAAAAAAAAAAGAAAGGUGAUAAUAGUAAUAAUAACAAUAAUGAUGAUGAUGAUGACGAUGAUAAAGUAUAAAAGAAAACAAAAAGAUCGGAAAAAAGAAACUUAAAAAAUAUUCAACGUGUAAUAAGAACUUUGUGGAUGUGACAGUUUGGGUUUUUCACGGCUGAACUUGUAUAAAACUGAACGUUGUGUUACAUCAGAGAGGAAGAACCAAGAGGCGGAGCAACACAGUGGACCCAAACUCCAGAACCAACUCACUGGACCCCAAACUCCAGAACCAACUCACUGGACUCAAAACUCCAGAACCAACUCACUGGACCCCAAACUCCAGAACCAACUCACUGGAUUAUUGUGGUUCGGUUUGAAGUAUGCUUGGCUCAGCUGGACUCUUUGGUACUUAUUAGUUGUGGGUGGAGCUUCAAGUCUGGAGGUUCUGUUUUUUGGGGUUCAGGGGGUGUUCAGUGUGUGUUUCCUGGGGGUGGAGUCUUUGUUCUGAUCAGCUGUUCAUCCUCCAUCAUGAGGAUGAGCCUCAAAUUGUUCAAAAUCGGAAAACAUGUUUGACACACACACACACACAGCUGCACAAUCAUAAAAACACAUUCCAUCUUGAUUUCCACAGUUUUAGGAUUGGCUGUGACUUUGGUUCCACUUCACUAAAAGAUAAAGGUUUUACAGAUUAUUUAUCUUUAACUUGUUUGUUGAUAAAUCAAUAAUAAGGUGUGAUUUUAUUAUUUAUUUAAUAUUUAAACGUCAUAUAUGAUGCAUCUGCUACAUUUACACCUCCAGUCUGAGCAGACAUUUGAUUCCAUAACAGACGAUCACAUGACCUCACAUCAGCUGUCAAAGAGUGUGGAUUAUAAUUUCUGUUUACAACGUUAACCUCGUGAAUAAACUCAUAAUACAUCCUUUCGGAAGACAAGUCUGAUUGUUAAGUGGCACCAAAAAUGAAAUCAUCAAAUGUAACAAUAUAAUCUGAAUCCUGAUUUACGAUCUGUAUCUGUUCACAUGUUUUAAUUUUGAAUCUGGAUUAAGGCAGACACUCUUGAUCAACAACCACAAUCUGUAUUAAAAAUCUGUGAUCUGGAUUAAGUCUGUAGUAAGAAUCUGGAUCUAGAUCAAGACUCUGGAGUAAGAAUCUGGAUCUGGAUUAAGACUCGGUUGUGAAAACCUUCUGAAGCCUCUUUGUCUUUGUGCGAUGAAUCUAAAGCACCUUUUUUUCUUAA
This is a messenger RNA of Solea solea (common sole), 8875 nucleotides long. RefSeq names its product plexin A3 (gene plxna3). Gene Ontology annotation, molecular function: semaphorin receptor activity; protein binding. The coding region runs from base 345 to 6071 and encodes 1908 amino acids. Gene Ontology annotation, cellular component: semaphorin receptor complex. NCBI's taxonomy places the organism in Eukaryota, Metazoa, Chordata, Actinopteri, Pleuronectiformes, Soleidae. Gene Ontology annotation, biological process: positive regulation of axonogenesis; regulation of GTPase activity; negative regulation of cell adhesion. The transcript is spliced from 38 exons. The record is from RefSeq and is a predicted model, not a curated record.